Canariomyces notabilis is the source of this 1252-nucleotide messenger RNA. RefSeq lists its product as uncharacterized. Gene Ontology annotation, biological process: lysosomal transport; retrograde transport, endosome to Golgi; Golgi organization. Gene Ontology annotation, cellular component: membrane; GARP complex; EARP complex. The coding region runs from base 218 to 1252 and encodes 344 amino acids. The record is from RefSeq and is a predicted model, not a curated record. Lineage: Eukaryota; Fungi; Ascomycota; Sordariomycetes; Sordariales; Chaetomiaceae. The transcript has a single exon.
CUUGUCCAGAGAGCUUCAUCAUUCAUUCAUGGGGCUACGUACACUGUAACUAAGCUCCAUACCAAGGGCUUCUGUGACAGUUCUGUUCAGCUCCAAGCUUCAUCCGGGAGACACAACGAGGGUACAAUUGCCCCUUCCUCGACCUCAACACCACAUCUAGAGCCGACUCGCAUGACAAUCUACGCCUUCACAGUUGAUUCAACCAGCCAACGCCGCCAUGUCCACAAUCGCCUCCCCCCGGGACCCUUCCGCGCCCUUUCCUCGUCGCGCGAACUCAUCCCAAGCGCUGGUCACACCCACCUCCUCAUCCCGCCCCAGCCUCGACAUCCCAGCCUCGACAACCAGCUCGCCCAGCGGGAACAACACCUCCACAACCACAACCGCGACAACAACCGACAAACGCGCCAAACGUGCCGCCCUCCGCGAGUACUACAACCUCCGCGCGAAUAAGUCCCUCCCCUCGACGCCGCCGCCGCCCCCGACGGUAGAAAUAACCGAUGGCGACGACCCGGCCAACAGCCUCAACCUCUUCAACAGCAACAACAACCCUGCCACAGGAACAGCAACAACCAGCAGCAGCACGCUUACAGCCGAGCUCGACCAGCCCGGGUUCGACGCGGAGCGGUAUAUGGCGCAGCUGCUCGAGCACGGGUCCCUGGCGGACCUGCUGCGGACCUACACGCGGGUGCUGGCCGAGAUGCGGGCGCUUGACGCCGAGAAAAAGGCGCUCGUCUACGACAACUACAGCAAGCUCAUCGCCGCGACCGAGACCAUCCGCCGGAUGAGGGCUACCAUGGAUAAUAAUAAUAACAAUAAUGAUGAUAAUGGUGGCGGCGGGACGAUGGGCGGUGCGGCGCUUGGGGUUGUGGUUGAACGCGUCUAUGAGCUUGCCAAGGCCGUGAGGGAGGGGUUAAGGGCUGAGCUUGGGGAACGAGGGGAGGCUGGGCGGCCAGAGGAGGAAAAAGGUGAAGGGGGUGAUGACGCUAAGAGGAGGACAAGGAUGUUGGCUAGAGAGGUGGUGCAGGUUCCUGGGCGGUUGAGGAGGUUGAUGGACGAGGGGAGAGAGGAGGAUGCGAGGAGGGAGUGGGAAGUGCCGAGGAAGUUAUUGGAGAGGUGGAGGGAGAAGGGUUUAGGAGGAGAAGAUGUGGUCGCGUUGAUUGAGGAGGGGGAUGCGGCGCUUGUUAGGGGGGAAGGAGCGGGAGACGGGGGGCAAGAGCGAGAGAGGAGCGCGGUUGCUAGCACCACGACGUGA